AUGCCAGGGACUACACAGCCUACCACUGACCACGAAAGACGACCUCUGCUCCAGUCAGAGCAUGACGAACGCGCAGUCUCUUCUGCCUCAAGCACAAUUGUCAAUAUCCAAACUCGCCACGAGCACACAUCUUCCCACACGACUGGAGGAGGUGUAGGUGUAGGGGGAGAAAACGAGGGGCAGACGCGCGAUGGACCCAAGUACGAUCGCUUGGCACACCAUCGCGAGAUGGUGCGUGAGCGGUUCAGCGCAAACUGGUGGAUUGAAUGGAUCAUUAUCUUUGUGGUCUUUUCAAUCACAGGAUCCUCCACAAUGCUUAUCGUCAAACCACUGAUGAAGGCCUUGGGAUUGACAGGUUCGCUUGGUUCUGGGCCCUGGUCGUUCCGUAUCGCUUACAUUGUACUCACCCUCCCACUCUACAGUCUCAUGCUCCUCUUCAUCUCAUCUUUGGUCUGCAGACGACCCUAUUUCGAGAACCUGUUGAUUCGAAUGUGGGGACGGUUCGUCCCAACACGACUUCUCAGGAGAUGCGGCUCGACAUCCAGACGUGAGCGUGAGCGUGAAACUGUGCCCUGA
Linnemannia hyalina is the source of this 576-nucleotide messenger RNA. NCBI's taxonomy places the organism in Eukaryota, Fungi, Mortierellomycota, Mortierellomycetes, Mortierellales, Mortierellaceae. The record is from the annotation of a GenBank genome assembly.